This is a messenger RNA of Penicillium griseofulvum, 810 nucleotides long. Its product is annotated as O-methyltransferase. The transcript has 2 exons. Lineage: Eukaryota; Fungi; Ascomycota; Eurotiomycetes; Eurotiales; Aspergillaceae. Bases 1 to 810 code for a protein of 269 amino acids. Gene Ontology annotation, molecular function: O-methyltransferase activity. The record is from RefSeq and is a predicted model, not a curated record.
AUGACAAAACACCAGAACGGAGUCUAUAAACCGGAGGAGGCUGUCUAUCAUAAUGACGGCCGCGAAGAGCGACUUCUAGAAUUUAUUCAAUCUCAUCCAAAGUACAAAGAGAUGCAAGGAAAACCGGAGAUAAUUCUAGCCGCAAUCGACGAGUAUGGACACAAACGUGACUUUCUCAUGAAUGUCGGCUGGGAGAAAGGUAAAAUCGUGGCCGAGAAACUGAUUCCCGAGUUACGACCCGAUUUCAUGAUUGAACUGGGAGGCUAUGUGGGAUACUCUGCUUUGUUUUUCGGCAGUGCCCUAAAGCGCGCUGGUGGCCGCAAGUAUCUCAGUCUCGAAGCAAGCCUCAAGUUCGCUGCUGUAGCUGCGGCUUUGGUGGAACUUGCCGGAUUGGAAGAUGUAGUGGAAAUUAUUGUCGGGCCCUGCCGUGACUCUCUCCGCAACUUACGGCAGACUUACCCGACUGGCGCAGCUGAUGUGCUUUUCAUUGACCAUGCAAAGCUUCAAUAUGUCAAUGAUUUGAAGCUCUGUGAAGAGCUCAGUAUAGUGAGACCCGGGACAACUGUGAUUGCCGACAAUGUGAUUUCGCCAGGUAAUCCUGAGUACCGUGCCUAUGUGAGAGAGUCGAUCGGGGAUAAGAUUCGUCGUGUGGAUCAGGAGAACAAGGUAUGGAUGGCUUCUUUAGCAGAUCCAAGCAAAGAACAGUCCUUGGGAAACCCAUAUCUGAUCUAUGAGACUACCCUAAUUGAAAGUUGGGCGCCAACUGGUGAACCUGUGAGUUUCCCGCAAACGCAAACGCAAACGCCUUAA